CAUGAUUCAGAUCUCGCCACAUCACCAAAACCGGCGAAAAAAAAAAAGUUUCACGUGUUUUCGUUUUUCAUCAAAAGGUUUCAGAUGACAUGCCAUUUAUUCAAUACAGAGUGUUGUUUUAUCGAAACAUUUUCGUUGCUUGAGGCUAAAGUAUAAAAACACUGUUCGUUUAAAUUUAUCCACGUGACAAAGUGACUUCCUUUUUCAGUACAACUGUCCACGAGUCAAAACAACAUGAGCACAUCGCAAACAGCUGUUCACCGGGGAAUCGUGAAGCAGGUUCUCUCGGGAGAUGCCGUGGUAAUCAGAGGACAACCUAAAGGCGGCCCUCCCCCAGAGAAAACAAUAUGCUUCUCCAACAUCACAGCUCCUCGUAUGGCCAGGAGACCCAACCCAGCACAGGACAAUGUGGAAACCAAGGAUGAGCCCUUUGCAUGGGAGGCCAGAGAAUACCUGAGGAAGAAGCUGAUUGGAAAAGAUGUGGCGUUUGUUAUAGAAUACACAGUCCCAGGAACAGGAAGAGAGUAUGGCUGUGUUUACCUGGGAAAAGACACAUCAGGAGAAAACAUCACUGAGGCUUUAGUGUCCGAGGGACUGGUCGAGGUCAGGAGAGGCGGAAUUAGGGCGGACGAUCCAGGUCAACAGCAGUUGAUUCAGCUAGAGGAUGUUGCAAAGUCUGCUGGGAAGGGGAAAUGGAACACCGAGGAGGCAGCUAAGCAUAUACGCAACGUAAAAUGGACGGUAGAAAACCCCAGAAAUUUUGUGGACUCUCAUCAUAACAAACCCAUUGAUGCUGUAAUUGAGCAUGUGAGAGACGGCUGUACAGUCCGUGCGUUCCUCUUACCAUCAUUCGACUACGUCACCAUCAUGCUGUCAGGAAUUAAGUGUCCAAUGUUCAAACAAGAUGACAGUGGCAAGCAGGUCCCCGAAACCUUCACCGAGGAGGCCAAGUAUUUCACCGAGGUUCGUUUGCUGCAGAGAGAUGUACAGAUCAUACUGGAGGGAGUGUCCAAUCAAAACCUGCUGGGCACGGUCAUCCACCCGAAUGGUAACAUUGCCGAGUUGUUGCUGAGGGAGGGAUUUGCUCGCUGUGUGGACUGGAGCAUGGGCGUGGUCACUCAGGGAGCUGAUAAACUCCGAGCCGCUGAAAAAAUUGCCAAAGAGAAGAAGGCUAGGGUGUGGAAGGAUUAUUCUCCCUCAGGACCGACAGUGGACAUUAAAGACAAGGCCUUCACUGGCAAGGUUGUGGAAGUUGUUAAUGGGGAUGCUUUGGUCGUCAAAACUGCAGAUAACAAGUUUAAAAAGGUGUUCCUCGCCAGCGUGCGACCCCCAAGAAAUACCACACCUGCUGACUCCACAGAAUCUUCUCCCAGCAAAGGUCGAGGUCGCCCUCUGUAUGACGUUCCAUAUAUGUUCGAAGCUAGGGAAUUCCUGAGAAAGAAACUGAUCGGAAAAAAGGUGAAUGUGCAGGUGGAUUAUAUUCAGCCAGCUAAUAACAAUUUCCCGGAGAAGAACUGCUGCACCGUGACGAUAUCUGGAAUUAAUGUAGGGGAAGCUCUGGUUGGUAAGGGUCUCGCCUCUGUCGUCCGCUACAGACAGGAGGAUGACCAGAGGUCUGAACACUACGAUGAACUGCUGGCUGCAGAAGCAAGAGCCCAGAAGAAAGGCGUGGGAAUGCAUUCCAAGAAAGAUGCACCGACCCAUAAAGUGGCCGACGUGUCAGGGGAUCCAAACAAGUGUAAGCAGUUUUUGCCAUUCCUACAGAGGGCAGGAAAGUCCGAGGCCAUUGUGGAAUUUGUUGCUAGCGGAUCUCGUCUCCGAUUGUACCUGCCGCGGGAAACCUGCCUUAUGACUUUCCUGAUCUCAGGUAUUGAAUGCCCCCGGGGAGCUCGUCCCCUCCCAGGAGGUCAGAUGACCACUUCUGAACCGUACGGUGAUGAAGCGCUUCAAUUCACAAAGGAAAUGUGCCUGCAAAGAGAGGUUGAAGUGCGAGUGGAGACUAUGGACAAGGGAGGUAACUUUAUCGGCUGGUUGUUCGUGGAGAACACUAACUUGUCUGUGGCUCUGGUAGAAGAAGGGCUAGCCAAGGUGCACUUCACCGCAGAAAGAAGCAAUUACUUCAAGCAGCUACAAAUCGCAGAGGAGAACGCCAGGCGAAACAAACUCAAUUUGUGGAAGGACUAUAAGGAAGCACCAGAAACGGAAGAAGUUGUAGAAGACACGACGGAGAGAAACGUAAGCUACAAGUCCAUUGUAGUCACGGAGGUCACAGACGACCUGAAAUUCUUCGCACAGUUAGUCGACAACGGACCACAGUUGGAGAAAUUGAUGGAACAGCUUAGACAGGACAUGGAAGCCAAUCCCCCGUUGCCUGGUGCCUACACGCCAAAACGAAAUGAUACGUGUGCAGCCAAAUUCUCCCAGGAUAAUGAGUGGUACAGAGCCAAAAUAGAAAAAGUGGAUGGAUCCAAAGUGACAGUGCUGUACGUUGAUUAUGGAAACAGGGAACAAACUACAACCACCUGCCUGGCUACUCUGCCUGCAUCCUUCCAGACUCUUGCCCCACAAGCCACUGAGUACUGCCUAGCCUGUGUAACCCUCCCACCAGAUGAGGACUUUAAGGCUGAUGGAGUGGAUGCUUUUUAUGAUGGAGUGGCAAACAGGCAGCUGUCCAUGAACGUGGAAUACAAAUCUGGAGGAUUAGAAUAUGUCAGCCUGACCUACCUGGACUCUAAAGAUGAUGUGGCACAGAAGCUCAUCUCCAGCGGAUUCCUGCUGGCAGAGAAACGCCGAGAGAAAAGACUGGCCAAACUGGUGUCAGAUUACAUGAAGGCGCAGGAAAAGGCCAAAUCUUCACGGGAGAAUAUGUGGCGAUAUGGCGACUUCACAGAUGACGAUGCUAAGGAGUUUGGAUAUUCCAGGUAGAUGAAUCUGGAGUCAAGACCCACCUAAAACAGGAAAAAAAUAAGUCGUACACAUGCGGAAUCUAGCUUUGUUUAGCCAACACAAGUGGAAUCUAGGAAAUUUUCAUUUUUAUUCGAAUUGUUAUACAUAUAUAAUAUAUAUAUAUAUUUUGCAAUUUACUUAUGAAUGUACCGGACAAAAAAAAUACAGUCAGAUGAAUUUUGUUUUGUUAUUGUUUUCUUAUUGAGUUUUUAUAAGUACAUGUAUGUGAUAAAUUUCUAUGCAUUGAUUAAUUUAACUAACCCUUAAGUUUUUACCAAGUACGUAGACUUACUAGUGCUAUUAUUAUUUAACAAGUCAGCUGAAGUCAUGUGAAAGAGACCUAUACGAAAUUGUGCAUGUUUAUGAGUGUGUGUUUGUAUUGGCAUGUGCAAAUAUUAGUUCAUUAUGUUUUAAAAAGUCAUUUAUUUCAUUUGUUGCAUGUAUUAAUUAGAGACAUGAAUGUGUAGGAAGGAUUCUAAAGGGUGUAUAUACUAUAUCUAAGUAGCUUGUGAGGCUGAAAGUUUUAUUGUCCGUUUUAUUCAAAUUUUGCUGCAUUAAUAUGUAUAAUAUUCAGAAAUUCUUGUAUUCAUUUAUUUUUUCAAGGAUGAAAAUUAAUUUCAGUGUCCAUUUUUGAAAUGGAAAUUUAACCAUGUAAGUCUACUGAUAGUUGUGUCAUGUAAACCUAUCGAAAGACUAUUGUGUUAAUCUAUUUAUAAACUAUCAUGUAAAUCUGCUGAUAAAACUAGAGUGCCUGUGAGUGUCUUCCACUGAAUGAAGGCAAUAUUAUUUAUUGGGCUCUGGUGUAAUUAUUUUGCUGUAAGAUUGCUCUUCAGAUACCUUAAUGUAAUCAACAGCCCUUCAAACUAAUCGUCAGGCAGUACAGUUUUGUAGGAUUAAUAGAUCUAUGGACCACCAAAAAAAAACCAGGGCUGUUUUGGAAAGGUGAUAUUUGUAUUGUCAUUGAUUUUAAGACUUCAAUCUGGUGAAAGAUUAUUGAAUCAUAUCAUGUGUUUGUAGUUUUUUUUUUUUUUUCUUGUCUGACUGUAUUUAAUGGAUGAGGCAUUGAUUUACGUAUAUUUUGCUGGGCAUGCAUGCAUUCUGGUUGCCAUGACAUGUCGUAAAAGACUUUGAUAUUAUAAAAGUUGACAUUUGCUGCAUGUUGAAAAUCUUGGUUGUACUUGUAAAUGGAUCAUUUUGUCCUGUUGGUACAUUCUUUCUCAUCUAAACGUUUUAUCUUUAUAACGACAGAAUAUGAGUAAAACAUUAAUUGUUGUAAUACAUUCAAUAAAAAACCCUGAAUGUUUAUGAAAAGAAUGUUAAUUUCUACACUGGAAAUGCAAUGUAUUUCCAUUUCUUUAUGUCUAAAAUAUAAUGAAAUAGUAAUGAACAUUCAUUAAUGGCCAAUAUUUGAAUGCCGAAUUGAUUGUUGCAAGGUGCUUUUUCGUGUGUUUGUGGUUUUUUUUAAUAAGGAUCUGUCAAUUUGUUGAAUGUAUUAAGAAACCAACUGUUAACUUCAUGUAGCUCAUCAUGUGACCAUGCCAACCAAUUGCAAAUCUGUAUUGACAGACAAAUAAAAUGCUGAAGGCUGCA
Molecule: messenger RNA, 4536 nt
Organism: Ostrea edulis (European flat oyster)
Lineage: Eukaryota; Metazoa; Mollusca; Bivalvia; Ostreida; Ostreidae
Product: staphylococcal nuclease domain-containing protein 1-like
Exons: 21
Coding region: 235-2925 (896 amino acids)
Biological process (GO): mRNA catabolic process; regulatory ncRNA-mediated gene silencing
Cellular component (GO): RISC complex; cytosol; nucleus
Molecular function (GO): RNA binding; nuclease activity
Source: RefSeq, a predicted model, not a curated record